Messenger RNA from Diaporthe citri, 537 nucleotides. RefSeq lists its product as uncharacterized. Lineage: Eukaryota; Fungi; Ascomycota; Sordariomycetes; Diaporthales; Diaporthaceae. Bases 1 to 537 code for a protein of 178 amino acids. The record is from RefSeq and is a predicted model, not a curated record. Gene Ontology annotation, cellular component: nucleus. The transcript has 4 exons.
AUGCCCAAGUCCCUGGAGAAGACGAGGAAGCGCAUUGCCAAAAAGCGCAAUGGCAACGUCGUUCUUCAUGAGUUCUCCCGCGACACGAAGAAGCUUCAUAAGGCCCAAGUCCGCGACGAGCGCCUUGAGAAGCUUGCUGCCGCCAGGAAGAAGCACGAUCAACCCCUGAUCCACAGGAUCGCUUUUUUUCAGAAGGCUGCCCAGGAGAAUGAGAGCCAACCUUUCGAUCUGGCCAAGAUACAGGAUCUCAUCAACCAAUAUGUGCAUCAGAAUGAUCAAGAGCUCGAGGAACUCAAGAAAUCGCGCCGCCCAGGCAGGCCGGCAAGCGUCAAAGAAGACCUUCUGAGCUUGAAGGUCGAUACUCUGCGCAAGGAGCAGCAGAACGGGUUUUUCCUCCCAGAUCUUAGAAAGCAAAACAAUCUUGAUCUGCUCAACAGAUGGGAAGGGGCAUGGUCUUUCCUGGCCGCCAUGUCAUACGUUCGUAUAACCGAGGCUGGCAAUCUCAAGCCAUCCAGCUUUCCACCUAGCAGCCAGUGA